AUGAUCACUGUUAAUUUUAAAUUCUCUUUCAUUGCUUUAAUUGCACUUCAAGGUGUUAAAUUUCAACACCCAUCAAGAAAGAUUCGUUUCUUGUCUUUCUUAUCUGUAAAAAUUGAUCCACAAAGGCAUCACUUAACAGUUAAUCUGCACUUAAACUUCAUCUUGAUUAAUAAGUUAGAAACAUUGCAAGUUAAAUUUAAUGACAAGCAGUGCCACCCUCGUCAUCAAAACUGA
Clunio marinus is the source of this 234-nucleotide messenger RNA. The record is from the annotation of a GenBank genome assembly. Lineage: Eukaryota; Metazoa; Arthropoda; Insecta; Diptera; Chironomidae.